Messenger RNA from Camelina sativa (false flax), 1923 nucleotides. RefSeq lists its product as uncharacterized. The record is from RefSeq and is a predicted model, not a curated record. Gene Ontology annotation, molecular function: zinc ion binding. NCBI's taxonomy places the organism in Eukaryota, Viridiplantae, Streptophyta, Magnoliopsida, Brassicales, Brassicaceae.
AUGCUUCAAAAUGAUGAUGAUGCUAUGUCUUGCUCGAAGAAUGAGUUGUUAGGAGAAGAUGUGGUAGAUGAUGAGGUAGAUGAUGAGGAUGAGGAUGAUGAUGAUGAUGAUAAGUUUAGUGGUAUCGGUGAUAGUUUUGAGUAUGAUACCACUAAUGGUUCUGAUGAAGAUCACGACGAUCUGCAGGAAGAAACUUCAAAAUUGCAAAUGGAAUCAAGUCAAUUAACCAUUCAUGUGGGUCAAGAAUUUAAGAGUAAGAGAGAGCUGCAAUGGAGGCUGAAUAUGCUUAAACUAGAAGAAGACUUCCACUUUCGAGUUUACAAGUCAGAGCCAUCUCUUCUUGUGGUUAAGUGUAAUGGUGAUAAAAGAUGCAAAUGGAUGGUAAGAGCAUCAAAAAUAGACUCCACUUGUGAACGUUUUACAGUACGGAAAUACGUAUCGGUACAUACGUGUCCCUUGGAAUCAAGAAAACCUGGAAGAGUGACAGCAAGAUUUAUCAGCCAACUUUUUGAGAAUGACCGAGGCGAAGAUGGCCAUAACAGCAAACCAGCUGAUAUUAGUAGCAUGAUGCUCAUCAAAUAUGGUUUUGAGAUGAAGUAUUGGAACUCAUGGAAAUCACUAGAACAUAUGAAAGAAUCAGUAAGGGGUACAGCAGAAAGUGGAUAUGAGCGUCUCCCAGCUUAUAUUCAUUUGAUCAAGAAAUACAACCCUGGAACAAUAGCGCAUCUUGAGAAAGACGUCAAUGACAGGUUCAAGUAUUUGUUUAUUUCAUUCGGUGCAUGUAUACAAGGAUUUAAAUUCCUGAGGAAAGUAAUUGUGGUGGAUGGGAGUUUUCUAAAAGGAAAGUAUGAGGGGCUUUUGUUAGUUGCAACUGCGCAAGAUGGUAACUAUAAGAUUUUUCCCAUUGCAUUUGGAAUUGUUGAUUCUGAAGAUAAUGCUGCUUGGGAAUGGUUUUUCAAUAGAUUGAGAGAAGUGAUACCCGAUAGCCCCGACUUGGUUAUAAUUUCUGACAGACACAAGUCUAUUGCAAAAGCCAUUACAAAGGUAUAUCCAGCUGCUCGACGUGGAAUAUGCACAUACCACCUGAAGAAAAACAUCAUCACCAAGUUUAGAGGGAGUGAAAAUUUGGGUUUGGUGAAACAAGCUGCAAACGCGUAUAGUUUGCCAGAAUUUGAAGAUGCAUUUCGUCAGAUUCGUCAUGACAAUCCAAGAUUAGCUAAUUAUUUAGAGAAAGCUGGUGUCACUUUAUGGUCUCGUGCUCACUUUUCAGGAAAUCGGUAUAACGUUACCACUAGCAACAUUGCUGAAUCUAUCAAUGGUGCAUUGAAAAAAGCAAGGGAGCUUCCAAUUGUUUAUUUUCUUCAGUACGUUGGGGAUAUGCUUAGUAGGUGGUUUUAUGAGCGUCGACUGGCUGCUGCACUGUAUGAGGCAAAUAUCACGCCUCGAGUUGACAAGAUGCUGAAACGAAGAUCUGUUAUUGGGAAGCACUUAAAAGUGCAUCCAAUAAAUACAUACCGGUUUCAGGUAAAACUACCUACUGGAGAUUGUGUAGUUGACUUUGAGCAUAAGACAUGUACUUGUCGCAGGUUUGACGUGCACAAAAUACCAUGUGUUCAUGCCAUUGCUGCUGCUAGGAAAACAUCUUUGAGAUGGGAAUCUCUUGUAAGUCGUCACUAUACGAAAACUUGUUUGUUUGGCGCAUAUGCAGAGAGUAUUUCUCCUAUAGAAGAAUGGCUUAUACCGCCAGAAAUCGCUGUCCAAGCAUGUCGUCCUCCUAAAAUGAGGAAAAGAUCUGGGAGACGUAAAAAGAGAAGAUAUAAAUCUGCAUUAGAGAACGCUACACAAGCAAAACGCCCUCGGAAGAAACAUGCAUGCUCUAAUUGUGGUGUUUCAGGUCAUAAUUGCAAGACAUGUUUGUUAUGA